Ictalurus furcatus (blue catfish) is the source of this 1558-nucleotide messenger RNA. RefSeq lists its product as uncharacterized. NCBI's taxonomy places the organism in Eukaryota, Metazoa, Chordata, Actinopteri, Siluriformes, Ictaluridae. The coding region runs from base 94 to 834 and encodes 246 amino acids. The record is from RefSeq and is a predicted model, not a curated record. The transcript is spliced from 3 exons.
UCCGCAGUAACUUUAUCAACACCACUGGUUACAUCAUCACCUCUUACUUCACCAGAAAUAUCGACCAAUCAUUCAAGAACCGAGACUUCAGAAAUGUUAACAAAAUCAAUUACUGCAUUACCAUCAACUUCCACAGAAUCAGCUACACAUAACCCCUUAACAUCUGAGGCCACAAAAACUCCAUCAAUACAAACACAUGGAGUGUCACGACCUACUCACACAGAAACAUUUACAGAUCUCUCAUCAACAAUUGAAUCUUCAGAAACUUCAACACAAACAGUCACUGCCUCACCAUCUCCCUCCUCAAAAUUAUCUACAGAUUACUCAUCAGCAUCUGAAUCUCCAGAACCUAUAUCAACACAAACAGAUAUAAUAUCACCACCUGCUUCUGAUGAAUCACCUAGAGAUCACUCCUCAAAAUCUGAAGCUCCAGAACCGUCGUCACCACCAUUCUUUACAUCACCACCUACUUCAACACAUUUAUCUACAGAUCACUCAUCAACAUCAACUACAACUCUGUCAACAACAACCACCACCACAGGCAUUUCUCCAACAACCACUACUUCAAAAACCCCACCAAAAGUAACCACCAACAAAACCAACUCUUCACGACCAUCUAUAAUUUUUCAACCACCAACUGCUUUGCUAUCAAAAACAUUUGCUCAAGCAGUGGUUAAGAUGCAAUGUGUCACUAAACUAAGCAAUGAGAAAAUCAUCAUCUAUAUAGAGGAGUUUUCCCGACUCAUCCAGGCUAAAGUUAAUGGAACCAUUAAGAUUACAGUGAAGAAGACCAAAAUGUAUCACCCUAAGGAUCACCUCCUUAAAGCUCCAUAAAAAAAGAGAAGUCUGAAGAAUGUAUUUCAUUAUUCCACUAAUAAUAAAACUAACAAUUCAUUUUAUGGAUUGGCACUCUGUCCAAGGUGUACCCCACCUUGUGCCCGAUGCUCCCUGGGAUAGGCUCCAGGUCCCCAUGACCCUGUAAAGGAUAAGCGGUAUAGAGGAUGGAUGGAUGGAUGGAUAAUUCAUGUUUCCACUGUGGGAAAAACAAAUGCUGUCUCAAUGCAAAGGCACUAGUAUUAUUUAAUUAGCUCAGGAUGAUAACUGACACAUUGCUCAGCCAUUCUACAUAGUUUGUCAUGUGUGCAUGUAAAGUUUGCCUGAAAAAUGUGCCGACCAUGCUAUUAACUAAAGAAUCAUUAGAAGGAUUAGAAUGACCAACGUGAAUAUUCAUCAUAUAAACAAAGCCAUGUCACCCUUCCAGAAAGCACUAACACAUCACAGCCACACAAACUGUCUGUUAACAUAUUUCUGUACUAAUAGGAUGUAAAUUUUGGCUGUGUCAAGUAGACAACAUUGCAGUGUUAUCAUAAUCUAAGGCACAACAAAGGGCACAACGAAAUUUAUUGCCUCAUGGUUUCUAGAAUGUUUCUUGAACAUGGAUUAUUAUUGAAGGCUUUAUCGAUGUUCUUGACGAGAGUUCAUGCAACUUUAUAACUUUACUUUUUUUCAGUUUGUGUAGUCUAUGUUAAAUAUACUCUGUGUUCUACCAGAACAAAUA